This is a messenger RNA of Mixia osmundae IAM 14324, 2057 nucleotides long. RefSeq lists its product as uncharacterized. The record is from RefSeq and is a predicted model, not a curated record. Lineage: Eukaryota; Fungi; Basidiomycota; Mixiomycetes; Mixiales; Mixiaceae. Bases 474 to 1961 code for a protein of 495 amino acids. The transcript has 3 exons.
GCAAGAUCUCGCAGCUGAACGCGCUAGCUGAAGAACAUCGGGCGAAAGCGAUCAUCCACACUGGCGAUUUUGGGUUCUACGGCAAGUCAACUCUGCCCCCUCACCGUCCUCAUACUCUGCAUGACUGAUGCCCUCCUGCGCACCGGACAGAGCAAUCUUCUCUGGCGCGUAUAGCCGACAAGACGCUGAGACACGUCAUACAAUACUCCAACUGCAUCUCUUCUCCCCUUCGAGCGCAACUGCUCGCCAACAAUGUCGCACCCUCUGAGCAACGCCAGCUCCUCUCCUCCGGCGACUCACAAGAUCCCAACAAGACCCACUUGUCCGAGUUCCCGCUCCUGCUCACGGGCGAGCUCGUACUGAAAGUACCGGUCUAUACGGUCUAUGGCGCUUGUGAGGAUGUAGCCGUCAUCGAGAAGAUCAAAGCCGCUCCCUCUGCGCCCAUCUCCGCCGCACCCGUCUCCACGCCCAAGAUGGCUCACCCUCCAUCGUACUCCAUACCCAACUUGACCAUCCUCUCCGAAUCGACAACGAGAGUGCUCGAUAUUGGCGGGCUAAAGCUCAGGUUGCUCGGUCUGGGGGGAGCAGUCAUCUCUCACAAGCUAUUCGAUAACGGCGAGGGGCCAGGUACGACAGCAGGUGCAGCCGGCACCAUGUGGACGACGAUACUCCAGAUUGGCGAACUCGUCGAUACUGCCCAGCGCGUCUACUCCCAAUCAGAGACGAGACUGUUCAUCUCUCAUGCUUCACCAGGCAAGGAAGGGCUCCUUGCCCAACUCGCUCUCGUUCUCAGAGCAGACUUUACCGUUUCGGCCAGUCUGCAUUUCAGGUAUGGCACGAGCUACAACGAGUUUAGCGUCCAGCAAGAUCAAGAUGCGUUCCGUCGGAAGCUGCUGCAGUCAAAGGACGCCUUCAACGAAGUCUGGGGCCGUGUUCGCGCAGAUGUCGAGGCGCAAAUCGAUGACGAGCAAAAGCCGCUGUUGGAGAAUGCGCUCGCAGUCACAAAUCGAGUUCCGCAAGAGCCCGUACCGCCAGGAUCUGCAAGCCCAGACGAUUUUGCCUACAAGAACGUCUGGCACUUCAACCUACCAGAUACAACGUACGGCAAUCUCAUCUUCGAUCUAGCAGACGGCAGAGUGUCCACAGAGAUGAAGUCUCAGGGCUUCCACUAUCUCUAUCGUCAGAACCCGCCUGCGCCGUCCACAGCGAGACCGAGCCUGCCGAGCAAAGGUCCUUCGGGGCCCUCCCCUCAAGCCACUCGAGCGCCAUCCCUCGCGCCUUCGAACGAACCUUCCCGCUCGCCGGCCCAUCGACCUCAACAACAUCGCGACGAUCAUCCACACGGAAGAGCAAACGGGUUCAAUCGUAACGAUCGCUUCUCCGGCAACUGGAACAACUCUCACAGUUCGAACAACGAGAGAGGGCCUUACAAUCAGCCGUCGGGGCCCAUGCACCGAGUAGGGCCAAAACCAGCAGACGCGCCUAUCAAGCCGCCUGCUGUCGGCCCUGUUGCGACUGACAGUGCAGCUCAGCGAGAGAACUCUGAGCGUCCUGGGUCAGCUACAGGUGGUCGAAAGACUCCCAAUUCCAACAAGCCUGGCAAACGUCCUCAGGGCGAUCGUCCGGAGCGCGCUCAGUCUGAAAAGCCACCGGCGAGCGAUGUGCCCGCGGCCGCUACACCGACAGGUGAAACAGUGCCAGAGAGCUCUCGACCCUCUCGUGGAGGUGGCAGAGGUCAUUCACGGGGAGGAAGCGCAGGAGGAUCGCGAGGAGGGCCGACGAGGGGAAGAGGAGGGAACAGACCAAAUGAGCCCAGAGAGCCUCGCGAACCGAGACCGCCAAGGGAGAACAAGCCAGAUGCGGCCAAACCACAGCCUGGUGCUGCAUCUGCUCCGAAAGCGGAGGCAGGAGAUGCGAAAGCUGCAUCUGCUAAGCCUGCUGCAGAUGCUAACGGGGCUUGAUGUCGUUGACGAAUUGCAACGUGUUCACAACCCCUGAGACCUGCUAAGAAUACUCUGCUAUCGCCAUGAAUCAAACUGAUCUGCUCUAACCGGUAA